Messenger RNA from Nymphalis io (European peacock), 1012 nucleotides. It is a transcript of the gene CTL11, whose product is annotated as lymphocyte antigen 75-like. Gene Ontology annotation, molecular function: carbohydrate binding. Gene Ontology annotation, biological process: biological process involved in interspecies interaction between organisms. Bases 31 to 966 code for a protein of 311 amino acids. The transcript has 5 exons. Gene Ontology annotation, cellular component: external side of plasma membrane. The record is from RefSeq and is a predicted model, not a curated record. Lineage: Eukaryota; Metazoa; Arthropoda; Insecta; Lepidoptera; Nymphalidae.
UCAAUAGACGAAGUCGGUAUUGAAGUUAAAAUGUUUUGGCGUGAAAAUAAGUGUUUAUUUAUUUUAGUCCUUAUAAAUAUAAUCGAAAUUCAUGUAACGUAUACAAAACAGUUUCGGACGGAUUAUAUUUACAAUCGGAACACUGAUGCCUUCUAUAAGUUCCAUAUCGAGAGUGUUAUGUUUUCACGAGCAGAAUCGAUUUGCAAGCUCGAAGGAGCCUCUGUGAUGGUACCAAAAUCUGACCAUGACGUGUCUCAAGUUCAUGGCAUGUUCAAAGCUUACCCAGAUCUGAGAAACUUUGUUUGGAUCAAAUAUGAUGGAAUGACUCACGACUCAGCUGAAGAACAACCUUUAAUUAAUUUGGAAGAUCUGAAUAGUAGACAUCUGAGUUUGAUGAGUUAUGAUAAAGGAUGCGAUGUUAUGACAAGGGCUGGUGAGAUCAAGACAUAUGAAUGCUAUUUAAGUCUACCAUUCGUCUGCAAAGUCGAGGCUCAGCAAGCGUUUUAUGAUACCCGAUGCUUGGUAUUUGGAAGGGAUUACCAAUACUUUGCAAAUGUUAGCAGCUGUUACAAAAUACCGCGGUUACCGUAUUCGUGGAACCAGGCGUAUGAUGAAUGUCGUGCCGAAGGAGCUCACCUGGCCAUCCUGAACUCGGACAUGGAGCACCAGAUUCUUCGUGACUUCGCCAAAUCCACGCCAAGAGUUUUUGGUGCUCGGGCAACGUUCUUUUUUUUCGUUGGCAUAAGAGCGGAGAAGAAAACAGAUGGUUCACCGAUUGUCUUUAAAACUAUUUUUAAUGAAACUUUGGAAGAGGCAGGCUACAGCCAGUGGUGUGACAACGAGCCCAACAAUGCUCUGAACAACGAAUACUGCGGAACAAUAUUCAUAGCUAAUGGAAAGUAUAACGACGUUAACUGUUCACACUAUUAUGCUUUUAUUUGUGAAAAUGAAGUCAAGGUUACCUGAAAGUUAUUCUAAUAAAUCCAAAAAUAAUAAAAUAACCAAGAAAUUA